Penicillium cataractarum is the source of this 1290-nucleotide messenger RNA. RefSeq names its product glycoside hydrolase family 18 protein. Gene Ontology annotation, molecular function: chitin binding; chitinase activity. Gene Ontology annotation, biological process: chitin catabolic process; carbohydrate metabolic process. The record is from RefSeq and is a predicted model, not a curated record. NCBI's taxonomy places the organism in Eukaryota, Fungi, Ascomycota, Eurotiomycetes, Eurotiales, Aspergillaceae. The transcript is spliced from 6 exons. Bases 1 to 1290 code for a protein of 429 amino acids. Gene Ontology annotation, cellular component: extracellular region.
AUGAGAUUUAUCCUUCCUUUCCUCCUGGGCCUUGGAUGGCUCGCUGGAGCCGCUGUCAUUCCUUCGCAUGACACUCAUACAACCGAGCUUGAUGCUCGCGAUACCACUGGAUAUCGCUCCGUUGCCUAUUUUGUCAACUGGGCUAUCUAUGGACGUAACUUCAACCCUCAGGAUCUUCCUGCUGAGAGAUUGACCCAUGUUUUGUACGCGUUUGCCAACGUCCAUCCGGAAACCGGGGAGGUUUACAUGUCGGAUUCUUGGGCCGAUAUUGAGAAACACUAUACCGGAGAUUCGUGGAGCGACACCGGAAACAAUGUUUACGGGUGCAUUAAGCAGCUCUUCUUACUCAAGCAGAAGAACCGAAAGUUGAAGGUUCUUCUGUCUAUCGGUGGCUGGACUUACUCUAGCAACUUUGCCAGUCCCCUAAGCACAGCUUCUGGAAGAGCUACGUUCGCUUCAUCUGCAACGAACUUGGUUAAGGACCUUGGCUUUGACGGUGUGGAUAUUGAUUGGGAAUACCCUACCAAUAGUGCCCAGGCUGAUGACCUGGUCUCCACCCUCCAAACACUGCGCUCGUCCCUGGAUACUUACAGCGCGGCCAACGCGAGUAACUAUCAUUUCCUGAUCACUGUCGCAUGCCCUGCUGGCCCAACAAACUACCAACAGCUCCACCUAGCGGAAAUGGACAAGUACCUUGACUUCUGGAACCUUAUGGCCUACGACUACUCCGGAAGCUGGGACACUAUCGCCGGCCACGAUGCGAAUGUCUAUGCAUCAACUAGCAAUCCCGCCAGUACCCCCUUCAACACGGACCAAGCUAUUAACUACUAUACUGCCAAUGGCGUGGCAGCUAACAAGAUCGUGAUGGGAAUGCCCCUGUACGGGCGCUCCUUCAUGAACACCGACGGACCUGGAACCAACUAUACUGGAGUCGGUAGUGGCAGUUGGGAGAACGGUGUGUGGGACUAUAAAGCCCUACCCAUGACCGGUGCCACAGAGAACUACCUCGGUCAGCCUGUUGCCAGCUACAGCUAUGAUUCCACCCAGCGAAUGAUGGUCAGCUAUGACACUCCUCAGGUGGCGCAGUUGAAGGCGCAGUACAUCCAGUCCAAGGGUCUUGGCGGUGGAAUGUGGUGGGAGAGCAGCAGCGAUAAGACUGGUUCGGACAGCUUGAUUACUACGGUUGUCAACCAAUUUGGUGGCACCAGUGCUUUGGACCAGAGCCAGAACGAGCUGAGCUACCCUGCGUCUUCCUAUGAUAACCUGAAGGCUGGAUUCCCAUCUAGCUAA